UGUACUGUUCACAGCUUUAGCGCCACGUGGUGACAAGUAAAUAUAUAAAAUAUCACGUUAUGACAGAAUAUUUGUCAUAAAACAAAUGUUGUUCGAUACCGAUCGUUUUAUGCAUUAGACCGCUUAUGGUCUCCUAGCACACAGAGAACUAAAACAGAGACAUAAUAAUUUGUUAUUCAGAUGUUCUGUCAUCUUCCACAGAUAACUAUGGCGAAUCCAUCAAACAACUUGAUAGCAAAAAUUCUGCCGAUCUGGUUGAACAACUCUUUCCUGGAGAAAGCUCUGAGGUCAGCAGAUGGCGAUUCGAGUCUGGCGGUGAUAUCUAGCUUGGUGACGAAAGCCACGGCUGCUGGUGAUAAUUUUGCUAGUGAAAUGUACAGAGCCACUGUGCAGAUAAAACAAAAAGGUCGAAACGAGGAGCGGUCAAUCAUCAUCAAAGCUUCCCCGACCGAUGGAGGGGAAUUGAACAGGAUAAUGAUAGAGGCUAAUAUAUAUAAUCAUGAAAUAAGUAUAUAUACCAUCGUGUUUCCAGCGAUGUUUCACCUACUAAACAAAAUUUCCACGUGGAAUUACCAACCAUUCGCCGCGAAAUAUCUCUAUUCUCACUCAGAUAAUCUUACAGCAACAUUAGUGAUGGAGGAUUUGAAGACGAAAGGCUUCAAACUGGCAGAAAGAGAUCUUGGACUGGAUCUGAACCACUGCCUACUUGUCAUAAGGAACAUAGCAAGAUACCACGCCAUGUCUGUAGUGUUACACGACAAAAAUCCAGAAGAUUUUAAGGAAUUUAUGUCCAACUUAUUUAACGAUAAAUAUAGAGAGAGUCUAGAGCCUUUCUUCAAGCGUAAUGCAACGAGCAUUGCAAAAGAGGUCGAAACGUGGCCAGAUUACAAGAAUAGGUUUGCAGACAGAAUUUGUAAACUGUCUGGCACGGGUAUGGAUGUAUGGCUUCGUGCAACGAAGAGGAAUGAGGCCGAAUUCAAUGUCCUCAGCCACGGCGACCUCUGGGCUAACAACAUGAUGUUCCGAUACUCUGAGGAAACGGGAGAAGUUGAGGAAGUGAGAUUUAUAGAUUUCCAACUGAGCCAAUGGACUUCUCCAACAGUCGAUCUCCAAUAUUUCUUAAAUUCAAGUGCAUCGCCUGAAAUUAUGGAAAAUGUCGAACUGUUAACUCAAGAAUAUUACGUAUCGCUGAUCGAAGCUCUUUCGCUGUUGGGAUACCAGCAUCUUCAACCCCAGGAGUCACAACUUAAUAAAGAAUUCGAGAAGAGGGGAUUGUUCGGAGUGUUGGCAGCCUUCAACAUCCGAAUCCUUGCUUUGCCUGAUCCAGAUAAAGUCUAUGAUUUUAGCAAACCUGUGAACAAUGAAGAUACCCUGCAUUUCAGCGAAGCGUUCAAAGAAUCUCUUAAGAAAUUGUUACCCAUCUACGACAAAAGGGGAUGGAUCUAAAAAUUCAGUAAAUCGGUUUCAAAUAAUAAAAAUAAAGAACUUAAAUUAUUAGAUAAUUAAAAAGAUUCAUACUAGUCCUUAGGAGUAAUUAUAUUUGUGUGUAUUCGUACCAAGUAUUUAAGGAAGGAUUUUGAAUGAAAUUUGGUAAAGAGAAUCCUUAUUUAUCUGUAAUAAUUAUUUGGAUAUAAUAAUCAAAAAUGGAUGAUGUAUUCUAAAGUAAAUGCAAGUAAAAUAUUAAUAUGAAUUAGUUACUUAACACUAGAGGUUUAUUAGGUUAAAUCUGUUGAAAUUGUAAAUAAUAUAAUUAGAUGGUUAAAUAAACCUGAGACUGAAAGAUUUCGCAAUAUAAA
This is a messenger RNA of Zootermopsis nevadensis, 1796 nucleotides long. NCBI's taxonomy places the organism in Eukaryota, Metazoa, Arthropoda, Insecta, Blattodea, Termopsidae. The record is from RefSeq and is a predicted model, not a curated record.